ACUGCAGUUUCAUUUGUUUGGCCUCCCACUUUCUUCCCUUACAGUGGAGCAAUGGACCAGAAAAAGAGCGUCCAAGAGAAGAUGAUGGAGAUCAUUGCACAGGCUAACGUGGGGAGUCUUGCCUGCUCCUACAUGAAGAGCUACUCGCUCAACGCCGUCAUUGAGCUCGGCAUAGCAGACAUCAUCCACAGCCAUGGUCAGCCUCUCACCGCCUCUCAGUUGGUCGCCAAGAUCCCCACCAGCUCCUCCGGCGACGUCCCACGCCUGGACCGUCUGAUGGGCUUCUUGGUGCACGCCGGCGUCUUUGCCGAGGUGCGAAGGCUGACCAGUGAAGGAUCGUCAGAAAUUUCAUAUGGAAUGACGCCGGUGUCUAGGCUGUUGCUAAGGGAUGGCCCCCAAAGUCUGCUAUCGAGUCUCCGGCUGAUGCUCCAUCCCUUGGUCGUUUCUUCUUGGGAAAACUUGCCAAAUUGCUUCCGAUCUGGGGAGGGCUACCCUACAGCCUUUGAGGGUAAGCAUGGGGCGCCAUUAUGGACCAAGGCGAGCCUUGAUCCUGCGUUCAACAAGCUGUUCAACGAGGCCAUGUCUUGCUCCUCCAAACAGCUUCUGGUCAGGAUGUUUGAUGGGUGCGGACAAGUUUUUGAGGGUGUGAACUCACUUGUGGAUGUUGGCGGUGGGAAUGGAACCGUGGCUGCUUUCCUAGCCUACGCCUUCCCUAACAUCAAGUGCAUGGUGUUGGACCUGCCCCAUGUCGUGGCUUCUUCGUCACCUCAACCUAAUGUUGUCGCCAUUGCAGGUGAUAUGUUUGAGUCGAUACCACCAGCUGAUGUAAUCCUUCUCAAGGAAGUUCUGCAUCACUGGGAUGACGAAAAGUGCGUGAAGAUACUGAAACGUUGCAGGGAGUCUAUCCCGAAACCAGGAGGGAAGGUGAUCAUUGUGGACAUGGUGAGGACCAAGUGGCUCCAUCCGACAAUCGAUGAAAUGCAGCUGAUGCUCGAUCUCCAUAUAAUGGUAAUGUUCAACGGCAAGGAACGCAAUGAAGAUGAAUGGAAGAGGCUAUUUGUUGGUGCAGGCUUCUCCAGCUAUAAAAUAGUUAAAACUGAGCGCGGACUCUCGCUUAUAGAGGUUUUCCCUUAGGGGGGAAACCUCAGAUCACCUCCUUAGCGCUUGGUAAUGUACUGAAAUCCAUGCACGAGACCGCAUAGGUGGGUAUUUAUGUGGGAACAGUAUGGGAGCGAUCUCAGUUUUUCGUAGUUGCUGGUGCGCUAACUGGAAUAAUCUCUUUCAGUUGCGCGUUGUUGUUCUGCAAGAAAAUAAGUAUUGUAGAAGUUUGCUUCAUUUCUAAUGAAAAGUACGCCGGAAUCCUUUUUUUUU
This is a messenger RNA of Nymphaea colorata (pocket water lily), 1371 nucleotides long. RefSeq names its product probable O-methyltransferase 3. Lineage: Eukaryota; Viridiplantae; Streptophyta; Magnoliopsida; Nymphaeales; Nymphaeaceae. The record is from RefSeq and is a predicted model, not a curated record. Gene Ontology annotation, molecular function: O-methyltransferase activity; S-adenosylmethionine-dependent methyltransferase activity; protein dimerization activity. Bases 52 to 1134 code for a protein of 360 amino acids. The transcript is spliced from 2 exons. Gene Ontology annotation, biological process: methylation.